Messenger RNA from Fusarium pseudograminearum CS3096, 1326 nucleotides. RefSeq lists its product as uncharacterized. The transcript has a single exon. NCBI's taxonomy places the organism in Eukaryota, Fungi, Ascomycota, Sordariomycetes, Hypocreales, Nectriaceae. The record is from RefSeq and is a predicted model, not a curated record. Bases 1 to 1326 code for a protein of 441 amino acids.
AUGGCGUCCAUAUCAUUAUCGCCAAAUGCACACAAGGCCUUGGAGUCCUCUCACCUCCAAGACCGUAUAAUCGGUACCAUCUUUGGAUCAGCGUUAGGGGACGCAAUCGGAUUGUACACCGAAUUUCUCUCUGCUGAGGUCUCUUCCAAGGCUUACCCCGACCGCACUUUUACUUUACUCCCCGUCGAGAAAGCCACUCCCUUUCGUCGCGAUCAUCACAGGAACUUUCACGUUACGGGGGACUGGACAGAUGACACGGAUCAUGCUGUCUUAAUACUGCUCUCGUACCUCCACGGCGACGGCAAGAAGCUUGGUCCUCAAGACUUUGCCUCGAGGCUCUCAGUCUGGGUGCGCAUGGGAUUGAGAGCUCUCGAUACCCUGCCUCUUGGUUUGGGGCGGACUGUCGGUGGUAUCGUCAGGAGCAAAUCUUAUCUCGAUGACCCUGAAGAAACAGCUCGAAAGUUCUGGGUAACGGGCAAAUACAACGCUGCGCCCAAUGGGAGCUUGAUGAGAACGCACCCGCUAGGACUCAUGUGUCUUGGAAAGUCAGUCGAAGAAACUUUCCAAACCGCAGCCGAUUUCUCUGUGGUCACUCACGUGGACCCAAGAUGUGUGGUUUCCUGUGCGAUUGGGACUGCUCUUGUAAGAGGUCUUGUACUUGGAGAGAUAUAUGAGGAACAACAUGUCGAUGAAUUGAUCGAAAUUGGCCUUGCUUGGUACACCCAGCUUCGCGAAAAGGAAAUCCAAGAACCCGACAGACAAGACGAGCCGCGGCUAGAUCUCGCCGAGUUUAGAAAACAUGCCACAGCUCAAAAACUAGUAGACCUCAGGUUGGAUGAGAGUUAUAAGAUCGGCUAUGUCUAUAAGACCUUUGGCUCUGGCAUUUUGCUUCUUCGCCUUGCACUACGCCAGUUCAAGUCAUCGGGUCAAAUCUGUUCUCAGCUUGCCAUCUUCGAAAAGCUAAUCACCGACCUUAUAAUGGAGGGCGGAGACGCAGACACAAACGCUUGCUUUGCUGGUGCUCUUCUUGGGGCGUUACUCGGCUACAAGGCCCUGCCGCCACAUUGGCGUGAUGGUCUCCGACAUGGAGUAUGGUUGAUGGAGAAGUCAGAAGGGUUAUGCGACACACUAGGUGUAACCAAGGGAUCCUACGUAGGAUCCAAGGAUAAAGAUACCGCAGAGGAUGGUGGGCGGGGCUUCUUGACAGAUGCUCAGAUGGAGGAGAAGUGCAUGAGGAUGCAGGCUUGGAUGGCUCAGGAGGAAACGGAGUGGAAGAAGAGGCAGGAAGCUGACAAGAAGAAACCUAAGUGGUUUAAUUGGAAGUGA